Molecule: messenger RNA, 378 nt
Organism: Myzus persicae (green peach aphid)
Lineage: Eukaryota; Metazoa; Arthropoda; Insecta; Hemiptera; Aphididae
Exons: 2
Coding region: 1-378 (125 amino acids)
Source: RefSeq, a predicted model, not a curated record
AUGGCAAAGAACACUAAGGAAUCUUUUGAGUUUAACCGAACCGAACGAUUACGCAGAACGAUAUUCCUCGAAGACUCCUCUGAAGAUGAAUUGUUCGAAUACAAUAACAGGACAAAAACAAGGGACGUUUGGAAUAAACCACCUGCCACUUUAAUAAAGCCAAAAACUAAGGUCAAAGUUGGAGGUCGUGCUGAUUCCUUACCUGUUUCUAUCAAGCCCGUUAAAAUCGUUAAAAAAAGAAAACCCACAGUAACCGAUCGUACGAUGAACGUUAAUGUGACUAACGUAAAAACCAAACAAGUGGAACCGACUCUUAUUAAAAUCGAAAAUAAACAAUUAGUCAAUCAAACGUCAGCAAAACUCAAAAGACACGUAUAA